Electrophorus electricus (electric eel) is the source of this 4356-nucleotide messenger RNA. RefSeq names its product BRF1 general transcription factor IIIB subunit a (gene brf1a). Gene Ontology annotation, cellular component: transcription preinitiation complex; nucleus; transcription factor TFIIIB complex. Lineage: Eukaryota; Metazoa; Chordata; Actinopteri; Gymnotiformes; Gymnotidae. Gene Ontology annotation, molecular function: RNA polymerase III type 3 promoter sequence-specific DNA binding; TBP-class protein binding; RNA polymerase III general transcription initiation factor activity. The record is from RefSeq and is a predicted model, not a curated record. Gene Ontology annotation, biological process: transcription by RNA polymerase III; DNA-templated transcription initiation; transcription preinitiation complex assembly.
UGCUAUUUUGCCGGUUAGCAUUUAAAGACAAGUGAUACACUAUUUACGAUAGAUAUCACAUUUCACAGAGGUGCCCCGGUUUGGUCAAAUUAAACUAUAGUUAGAUCUGUACGUAGUAGAAGAACACGAAACAGCCAAUUCCGCUUGUCGGCGCCGGCCAGCUGGUAAAGCACCCACUCCACUGUAAAGCGGCGUCAACAUGCGGCGUUGCAAGACCUGCGGUGGAACUGACGUGGACGUGGAUCAGGCGCGCGGCAAUGCCGUGUGCAUGGGCUGCGGUUCCGUGCUUGAGGACAGCAUCAUCGUAUCGGAGGUGACCUUCGUGGAGAGCAGCGGAGGUGCCUCCUCAGCUGUCGGCCAGUUUGUGUCCUCUGACGGUCAAAGCAAUGGCCCAUCUCUGGGCGGUAACUACACUGGGAUGGGGAAGGAGUCCAGGGCACAGACAUUACAAAAUGCCAAGCGGCAAAUAAAGCACCUGGGCCAUCAGCUGCAGAUGAACCAGCACUGCUUGGACACAGCAUUCAACUUCUAUAAGAUGGCUCUGAGCAAGCGGCUGACACGCGGCCGCAAGUCAGCCCACGUCAUCGCUGCCUGCCUCUACCUGGUGUGUCGCACCGAGGGUACGCCACAUAUGCUGUUGGACCUGAGUGAUCUGCUGCAGGUGAACGUGUAUGUUCUGGGAAGAACCUUCCUAGUGUUGGCCAGAGAAUUGUGCAUUAAUGCUCCAGCCAUAGAUCCGUGCCUGUAUAUUCCGCGUUUCGCGCACAUGCUGGAGUUCGGGGACAAAAGUCACGAGGUCUCCAUGACAGCGCUGAGACUCGUGCAGAGGAUGAAGAGGGACUGGAUGCACACGGGACGGAGACCCUCCGGGCUCUGCGGAGCAGCCCUGUUGGUCGCCGCCCGCAUGCACGAGUUUCGUCGCACGAUCAAAGACGUGAUCGGCAUCGUGAAGGUGUGUGAGGCCACGCUGAGGAAGAGGCUGAGUGAGUUUGAGGACACGCCCACCAGUGAGCUGACCAUUGAGGAGUUUAUGAGAGUGGACCUGGAGGCGGAGUGUGACCCGCCCUCUUUCAAAAAUGGUCAGCGAAAGCUAAGGCUUGCAAAGAUUGAGGAAGAACUGGCUAAAACAAUAGAUGAGGUUCAAGGUGAAAUUUGUGGCUAUCAGGAUGAGAUUGAAAUGGAGCUAGAAAGCAGUAGGCCAAAACCCAGAGGCAUGUAUGCGGCCUAUGCUGGAAACGAUGACGCGAUCUCCGUGGCGUCGUCAGGAGCCCACGGAGACGCCGGCGACCCGUUUGAGAACGAGGUGCUUCGAGCGGAGGCAUCGUACCUGUGCGAGGAGGGCCUGCACGGCGGCGACGAAGAGGAGGCGGAGGAAGAGAAGCGGGGCGGCUCCCCACGCAAGCGGCCGCCCCUGGAGGCGCUGCUCGGCCCUCUCCCCACGGCCGCCAGUCUCGGCCUCUCCGAAUCCAUCGCCAGGUGCAUCGGAGAGGAGAAGGAGAAUGGUGGCACGUCGGAGAGUGGCGAACUGGACCUGAGUGGGAUCGAUGAUGAGGAGAUCGACCGUUACAUCCUAAAUGAGAAGGAGGUGAAGAUUAAGACAGAACUGUGGAUGCUAGAGAACGCGGACUACCUCAAGGAACAGAAAGAAAAGGAGGAGAAAAUAGCGAAGGAGAAGGAGCUUGGCAUCUACAAGGAGAAAAAGCAACGGAAGCCGGGGCAGAAGCGGCAGCCGUUCAGCGCACGCACGGCGGACGAGGCCAUCGAGAAGCUUCUGGAACAGAAGCGCAUCUCCAACAAGAUCAACUAUGACGUGUUGCGUGACCUCAACAAGCCCAACCCCAGCAGCCCCUCCGCGACAGCGGAGUCCCCCGCCAAGGUCACCUCCACGGCAAAGACCCCGGGCCGUCAACGCAAGCCUGCCGAGGCCUCACAAAGCCUCGCCACCACGGCCAGCAGCUUCGGCAAGAGAUUACGGCCACUCAUAUCAGCACAGCCCUCUAAGAAGCUGGCCCUUGAUCAGCUGGUGUCUAACACCCCAGUGCCGGCCCCGGCUGCCACUACCCAGAAUGUCGUGGUUGUGGAGUGCGGGCCAGUGGUCUAUGAAGAACCAGGAAACGAGGAAGAGGAGGAGGAUGAAGAGCCCUGCAUCAGUGCAAUGCAGCUCGUUGGCGGCAACGACUAUGGCUAUGAUUUGGACGAUGACGAUGGGUUCUAAUUGUAGUCUGUUUGAAGGCUAUGAAAACUCAGAAAACAGAUUAUACUUCACCUGUGCGUGUGUGCGUGUGUGCGUGUGCGCGCGUGUGUGCGUGUGCGCGCGUGUGUGUGUGUGUGUGUGUGUGUGUGUGUGUGCAUACAAACAUGCUGUUGGCUUAUACUUGAAAGGUUCUCACACACAACAAUUAGUCUAUUAUACAAUCAUGAUAAGCUUGAAAUAAUUUUACAGAGAUGCUACAUUUUUCUUGGGUGUGGGUGCAUGUGGGGGGGGUGUGUGUAUACAUACAAAUAUGCUGCUGUUUGCUUAUACUUGAGGAAAAAUUUUCUCUCACACACAAUGCUUACUCUAAUAUACAAUCAUGAUGACAAACUUGAAAUCAUCUUAAAGUGAUGCUGCAUUUGUCUUGGGGUGUGUAUGUACAUGUGUGUUUUUUUUGUUUUUUUUUUGUGUGUGUUCAUUCAGAUGGUAUAGAGUAAUGCAGGUUAUACAUUGCAGUCUGUCAUGCAUGCCACAACUGUUCCCCUCCCAUAGUGAACCCCGUCGGUUUUCCCGUCUGUAGUCCUGUGGCGUGACUGGGGGAGCCCCCAUCCACAGGACACCAGCGUUAUCCACGUCCUUGCUGGUGUUCAGGCGUGAGUGGGGCUGUAGAUGGGAGCUCUCUCUGAUCGCAGUGCUGGCUUCUCUGCACCAGCCGCCUCACUGGCUCCCUAAAGGCUUGUGAUGCUGGCGUUUUCCUAGCAGAAGCAUUUGUGUAGUAUACCCUGGUGCACUAAUGUGGCAAUAAUACAUGCGUAUGCACGCGCACAUAUGCACGCGCAUGCACACACACACACACACACACACACACACACACACACACACACACGCGGUCAGUGUCUUCACUAAUGAGGAAAAAAUUGAGACACAAAGCAUGAUGCUUCCCAAUGUCUUUCAUCUACUUUCAUCUCUGUGUGUGUGUGUGUGUGUGUGUGUGUGUGUGUGUGUGUGUGUGUGUGUGUGUGUGUGUGUGUGUGUUUCACUGGCUGUGAGUGGCCCUGUCUCUCCUGGGUGUGUGCUUUCUGUAUACAGUAACUACAUUAGUGUCAGAGACAGCCUUCUGCUGACAUAUGGCCAUGUACGCCUAACUGGAUUAAGGCUGGUGCCGUUUUCUAUGUGUAUGCGAGCGCGAAUGUAUGUGAGUAAAAAAAAAUGAGAUGACUAUUUGAAAUGCCAAAGUCUUAUGAUAAGAAAGCCUUACUGGCUGUGUGUGUAAAGCAGUGGUUUAAACCUGUGGGAUCAGGGCCAGCUUCUUCUGUGUUGCUAUGCUGCUAACCCACAGCACAUGUUGGUACUGUUAUUUAAUCAUGUAUGACAUGACUUUUGUUAAAAAGUGAAUGUAAUUUUGUUAAGAAUUGAAUGUGGCUUGGCUGUUAAGAGACUGCUAUGCUGUUCUGUCCAUGCUGAGGUCUCCGUAUACAAGUUCUAAUAUCAGAUGGGAGACACUUCACACUUGGAACAGUUUUACUCCACAUAAGUGCUGUGGAUUUUUUCAUUUAUUUAUUUUUGUCCUUAAACAAAUAGUUUCUUCUCAAGUUUAUUUUUUUCCUUCAGUCAUUCAUUUCUGACACUCGUUAGAGUGAAUCAGUAAAACAACAGAAGACCAGCAAGAAGCUUUUGUGAUUUGGAAACUCCUGAUCGUGCUCCACAGACUCCGUCUGAGAUCUCUCACGCAGGUCGCUCACCACAUUCCCAUCGCUGCCAAUACACACCCCUUGCAUUUGGGCUGGACCCCACAUCCCCCGGGCCUGGAUCGUCAGCACUUGGCCAAGUGUAACUAAAUAGUGCUUACAGAAAGAAAUCCUGCAUGUGUGGUGUUGCCUACAUUCUGCAUGUAUGAGUCAGAAGUAUGUUGAACAUAUUGCAUAUUGCCUUUUAGUUUGUGAGCAGAUAUAUCGAACCUUUUGGGUGAUCUGGUACUGUGAUGGUUCUAUGCAACUGACCAUGACUGUGUUCAUCAGUAAAGCACCAUUCCUGUAUAUACACCUUAAUUAUGCCUUAAUUAGGAAGUUGCUGCUGUCCUGGCAGAACUAUGGUAACACACUGCAUGCUUCUUGUCUGAAAACAUCGAAUGUUGCAGUCAUUAAAACCGCCUGUACAAUCAC